CCAGUUUGUUUAAAAACCAGAUAGAUUCAGCUAAAGCUAUCUUUUUUUCUCUUUAUAAUUAUCCAUUUCUUACUGGUCCUUAUGGCUUAAUUUUUGCUAGCUAGAAUUGGAGGGUAUUUAUUUAUUAUUGCUAAAUUAUGGUUUGCUAGGAGGGAGGUUUUUGCGUUAUAUAUAGCAGGCGGUGCAGAGCUGAAUGAAUACAAACUUGUUGAUACUUAACCUUUACUAUCUCCCUGUUCUUCCACCAUCCUUCUUUUUCUUUACAAUAUUGAUUGUGCCAUUUCAGAACCUGCAAAUAGAGCUCAAACAUACAGUACUUGAUAGUGUUCAACAAUGUGCAUAGCUGCGUUUAUCUGGCAAGCUCACCCUCUCUACCCUUUGCUUCUCUUGCAAAACAGAGAUGAAUAUCACAACAGACCCACAGACCCAGUGGCAUGGUGGGAUGGGUGUGGUAUACUCGGAGGGAGAGAUGCAGUAGCAGGAGGAACAUGGUUGGCUUGUUCAAGGGCAGGCAAAGUGGCUUUCCUCACAAAUGUUUUGGAGCUUCAUGCUAUCCCCGAGGCAAAAAGCCGAGGAGAACUUCCUGUUCUUUUCUUGGAGAGCCCGAAGAGUCCUAAGGAAUUUGCAGAAACACUGGUGAAGGAGGCUCAUCAGUACAAUGGGUUUAACCUGAUAUUGGCCGAUAUUUCGUCCAAAAGCAUGGUUUAUAUCUCCAACAGGCCCAAAGGUGAACCCAUUGUCAUUCAAGAGGUUUCUCCUGGUAUUCAUAUCCUUUCAAAUGCCAAGCUAGACUCUCCCUGGCCUAAGGCACAGCGCUUAGAACGGAAUUUGAAGGAACAGCUUGAUAAAUAUGGUGAAGGUGAAAUACCUGUCGAAGAGAUGCUAGACAAACUAAUGAGAGACACGGUUAAGGCUGCGAAAAGCAGGUUGCCAGGCAUUUGUUCUUUUGAUUGGGAAUACAGUCUAAGCUCCAUAUUUGUUGAAGUAGAAACUCCACUGGGAUGCUAUGGCACAAGAAGCACCAUUGCGUUAACAGUUAGAGCAAAUGGAGAAGUAAGCUUAUAUGAAACGUAUCUUGAAAAUGAUACGUGGAAGGAGCAUACAGUGAAUUAUUAUAUUUCAAAAGCUAAAGUACACUGAGACAGUAUUAUUAGAGCCUAAAAAUAAGGGAUGACUCCAUUUAUCGUAUGUAUGUUCAUGCUAGAUUGAUUUACUCUGUCAGUUUGCAGGUUGGCAGAUCAAAACGUGUAUUUGAUCAUUAUAUCAAUCAAGCAGUCCUAUUUAUGGAA
Hevea brasiliensis (rubber tree) is the source of this 1289-nucleotide messenger RNA. RefSeq lists its product as uncharacterized. The transcript is spliced from 5 exons. NCBI's taxonomy places the organism in Eukaryota, Viridiplantae, Streptophyta, Magnoliopsida, Malpighiales, Euphorbiaceae. The record is from RefSeq and is a predicted model, not a curated record. Bases 334 to 1140 code for a protein of 268 amino acids.